AUGGAUAUACAGUCAGUUAAAAUUUUUCUUCACAAUCAACAUUUGCUCAUCCGUCACUUGGAUUGGGACUCAUGUAGUUCGUCUAUAUAUCUCAUCGAGAGUAUGAAGUUCGGAGCAGCCAUCGGUUCUGUUUAUUUGGAUGAUAUGAUGGGUCAAUUAUUUGCUUUAUUUGUUUUAACGGUGGCUGCUGCGGAAUCCGCUAUUGGGUUGGCCAUUCUGGUUAUUACUUUUCGAAUUCGCGGUACUAUUGCAGUGGAAUUUAGGGCGACCGUUCGCGUCUAA
Molecule: messenger RNA, 282 nt
Organism: Marchantia polymorpha subsp. ruderalis
Lineage: Eukaryota; Viridiplantae; Streptophyta; Marchantiopsida; Marchantiales; Marchantiaceae
Source: the annotation of a GenBank genome assembly